Triticum aestivum (bread wheat) is the source of this 1252-nucleotide messenger RNA. Its product is annotated as L-Ala-D/L-amino acid epimerase-like. Lineage: Eukaryota; Viridiplantae; Streptophyta; Magnoliopsida; Poales; Poaceae. The record is from RefSeq and is a predicted model, not a curated record. Gene Ontology annotation, molecular function: racemase and epimerase activity, acting on amino acids and derivatives. The coding region runs from base 60 to 938 and encodes 292 amino acids. The transcript has 6 exons.
AGAUACAUCCAUUUGAGCGACAACUAAUAUGAAUCGGAGGGAGUACCUGACUCUUUUUCAUGAUUUCAAAAGUAUCUGUAUACAAGAAUCUUCCUCUGAUGAGCAUUUACUUGUGCUCUUCUCCAACAAAGGCCAGGGCAGGAGUGGAGAUGGCAGUGAUUGACGCAGUUGCUAACAGCAUCCGCAUACCCUUGUGGAGAUUAUUUGGCGGAGCAUCGAACAGUGUGACGACAGACAUCACGAUUCCAAUUGUUACCCCAAAUGAAGCCGCUCAAUUGGCUGCAAAAUAUCGGGGACAAGGGUUUCAAACUCUGAAGCUCAAAGUAGGAAAAAAUUUGAACUCAGACAUUGAAGUUCUGAAGGCUAUAAGGCUUGUCCAUCCUGACUGCUCAUUUAUCUUGGAUGCAAAUGAAGGGUACACAGCAAACCAAGCAAUUGAAGUCCUUGACAGACUAAACGAAAUGGGAGUAACUCCUGUACUCUUUGAGCAACCAGUUCAUAGAGAUGACUGGGAAGGUCUCCGUGAUGUUAGCAUUGCUGCUAUGGAGAAAUACAGAGUUGCUGUUGCUGCUGAUGAAAGCUGCCGCGGUUUACUUGAUGCUCAAAAAAUAAUACAUGGAAAUCUUGCUCAUGUUAUUAACAUCAAACUGGCAAAGUUAGGGGUUCUUGGAGCCCUCGAAGUAAUUGAUGCCGCAAGAAAAGCUGGUAUUGCACUUAUGAUUGGUGGUAUGGUCGAGACUAGGAUUGCCAUGGGCUUUGCCGGCCAUCUCACUGCUGGGCUUGGUUGUUUCAGUUUUAUUGACCUGGACACACCUCUUUUAUUGUCCGAAGAUCCAGUGUACGGUGGCUAUGAAGCUUCUGGACCUGUCUACAAGUUUAAGAAUGCUCGAGGCCAUGGCGGUUUCCUUCAUUUGGACAACAAUAAUGGAUGGAAAUGAAGAUGGUUAACGCACGCCUUAUCCUCCGGGAGGAACUUUAUAAAGCAUAUCAGCGCAUUCAGUAUAGAAUGUAGAAGUUAUCACACGCGACGACUACCGUGUGGAACUGAAAUGUAACACAAUCAAUUGUAAGCCAUAUAUAUAGUGGUAAAGCUCCCGUUUAUGUACUGCUGUAAGUCCUGUAGAUAGGUAAGUUCAGAAGGCCAGCUCGGCUGGCAUUGUUGCUGUAGUGUAGUACAAGCAGUAACUGUUCCCUCAGUGUUCUCCUUUUGUAUUUUUCUGGAAUAAAUGAGACUGCCCCUUGAGCUAGCAAA